Messenger RNA from Mesorhabditis spiculigera, 936 nucleotides. NCBI's taxonomy places the organism in Eukaryota, Metazoa, Nematoda, Chromadorea, Rhabditida, Rhabditidae. The record is from the annotation of a GenBank genome assembly.
AUGCUCCACGCGGUCGACGUCGACUCCCUCGACGACAUCAGCACCGGCCUGCGGGUUCGUGCCGCGGGCGUCGGAGCGGAUCGGGUAGAUCAAGCGACAUCGAGUGCUUCGAACCAGCGCAUUCCGCCCGGCCGAGAGAGUUUCUACCUCCGUGGUCUCGCAGAAGGCAAGCUGAUCGGUGGUCGCAGCGGACCCGAAGACAAGAUCUACAUCCUACCGCGCGGCGCGAAUCCCACCAACGGAAGCCGACGAGCGAGCAGAUCGAACUGCCCGACAAGCGAAUUGUCACCACCUUCUGCAUCGUCAACGUCCCGUUCCUCGGGCAGCGAAUCAAACCUCCCUUACGUGGCCGCCUACGUGCUUCUCGACGGAGCCGACAUUCCGUUCCUGCACUUGAUCCUCGAAUGUGAUGUCCGCGGACGGCCGCAUGGGCAUGCGCGUCGAAGCCAAGUGGAAGCUUCGCGAAGAGUGAACCUGACGCCGAGUACUCCACCUUCCAACACCACCCGUGAGGCUCCUGAAAUGACUUCUGCAGACAUCGCAGUCGUGGGCUUUGCUCAGGCACCCCACGUCCGCGAAAAACCAACGGCACCACUAAUCGGCGUCGAGAUGCUCGUCCCGUGCUUCCAGCAGCUCUACAGCGAUCUGGGAAUCACCAAGUCCGACAUCGGCUUCUGGUGCUCCGGAUCUUCCGGAUUACCUGGCCGGACGAGCGUUCUCCUUCAUCUCGGCCAUCGACUCCAUCGGAGCGGUCCCGCCGAUCAACGAAUCUCACGUCGAGAUGCAGAUGCUGCGGGCCUUCACGAAGCGUGGAUCAAGAUCUUGACCGGCGAGGUCGAGACCGCAGCUGGUGGGCUAUGGCUUCGGCAAAUCCUCCGCCGGGCACCUGCGCAAGAUCCUGUCCAUGCAGCUCGAUCCGUACCUCGUCACCCGCUG